Fraxinus pennsylvanica is the source of this 504-nucleotide messenger RNA. Lineage: Eukaryota; Viridiplantae; Streptophyta; Magnoliopsida; Lamiales; Oleaceae. The record is from the annotation of a GenBank genome assembly.
AUGAGGAAGAUAUCAUUGAAACACAGUCUAACACUAGUCUAUGGGACAAAACUUAAGGUUGACUUGACAGAAUAUGUGGAGAAUCAUGAAUUUGUCUUUGAUGCCGUGCUGAAUGAGGAAGUAUCAAAUGAUGAGGUCUAUCGAGAAACUGUGGAGCCCAUUGUUCCAAUAAUUUUCCAACGCACCAAGGCUACUUGCUUCGCCUAUGGGCAAACAGGCAAGCCUCUUAAGAAUGUGGGGAAGAACUUGCUUGAUUACCUCAUUCAUGCAAAAGUGAAGCUUGGAUUGAGAUGUUUUAGGUUUUGCAGCUACCCAUGGACUUGCCUGAGAGGCAAGGCAGAAAACCGAGAAGAAAGAAUCCAUUGUUGGAUAAAUUUAUUGCUAAUCUGGUUUAACGAAUUCAUUACUAAUAGUAAUAUUUUUGAUUGGUGGUCUGGAGAAAUGAACUGGGCUGUUAAAGCAUCAGUCAGUAACCCUUUUAUGGAAAUGGAAGGCAUGCUCUAG